Pyricularia grisea is the source of this 882-nucleotide messenger RNA. RefSeq lists its product as uncharacterized. NCBI's taxonomy places the organism in Eukaryota, Fungi, Ascomycota, Sordariomycetes, Magnaporthales, Pyriculariaceae. The record is from RefSeq and is a predicted model, not a curated record. The transcript has 3 exons. Gene Ontology annotation, molecular function: oxidoreductase activity. The coding region runs from base 1 to 882 and encodes 293 amino acids.
AUGGAAAACCACGGCGACCUCAAUAACUCUCAUGCUGCACGAGCACCUGUCGACCUCGCCCCGGAUCCUGCUUUUAGUGGUCGAUCGCUUGCCAUUUCCAAACAUGCCGACGAGCCGGACAUUCGUCAGCGCUACCGCCCGUUCUUACUGGACGAGGCAGACGAGGGCAACGACUGGGUUGCGCAACUCGAAUUAAGCACCGCCCUGAAAAUGGUCGAGUCUGAAAUCAUCAGCAGAGGACAGCCUAGAUUGCGUAUACUCGUACUCUACGGCAGCAUGAGAAAUCGCUCCUUUUCCCGCCUAUUAUCAUACGAGUGCUCUAGAAUCUUGUUCCGUCUUGGCUGCGAUGUUCGUGUGUACAACCCUGCAGGCUUGCCACAGAAGGAUGAUGUGCAGCACACACAUGCCAAAGUACAGGAACUCCGAGAGCUCAGCAAGUGGAGCGAUGGCCACGUGUGGAUUAGCCCCGAGCAACACGGAAAUCUGACUGGAAUCUUUAAGCAGCAGAUCGACUGGAUUCCAUUAUCGUCUGGCUCGGUCCGCCCGACGCAGGGUCGGACCCUAGCAGUCGCUCAGGUCAGCGGAGGAUCGCAGUCCUUCAAUGCUGUCAACUCCCUGCGCAUCUUGGGCCGCUGGAUGCGAAUGUUUACUAUUCCCAACCAGAGCUCUGUUCCAAAGGCUUACACGCAGUUUACCUCGGAGGCCGAGGGAAGCCGUAUGAUACCCAGUCCCAACCGUGACCGCAUCGUUGACUGUAUGGAGGAGCUGGUCAAAUACACCAUCGUGGUUCGCCCGCAUUUCGACCUAUUCGGUGACCGCUUCAGCGAGCGUGAGGAGCGAAAGGUAAAGCUGGAGGCAGUGGGGGACGCUGUCCAGUCAUAG